AUGAAUAAUGAUGAAAAAGCUCAAGAAAAGAAUCAAGAUUAUUCAACUACAAAAGAAAUAGAAUUAAAUAGAAUUCAAAAAAUGCAUAUGGUCUUUUUAAAUAAAAUGAAUCAUACCGUUUUCGAGAUUCAGAACGAGUUCAAAAAGAUUGUGACAAGAUGGUUCGAGCUUGACGAGGAAUAUGAUCUUAUAGUUGAUUUGUUAAAGAAGACUGGAGAUAAAAAAUAUUUGUUUGUUUCUAAACAUUCGAUCGAUGUUAUCAUCCUAUGCCUCUUUCGGGUGAAAACGAUUGUUAUUGAGUUUAAAAGAAAUAAAAAACGAUUCGGAGAAUAUGACGUGAUUGAUUUUGGUAAAAUAUGUAAAAAGAUGAGAUCUAAUGGUGUUGCUGUAUCAAAUUUUUAUUAUACAAAUUCAGCAAAGAAGAAGGCGAAAGAACUUGUAAUUUUAUUGUUAGAUCCUCAACAAGAUUUACGAUCUCAUAUUGGAGUUGUCGAAUCUGGAAGCGAGAUAUCAGAAAAUGAAGAAAUCGUUCAGAUGAAGAAUGAAGAAAAUGGGUACGUUGAAACCGAGAAAGGGAUAAUGGAAUCUGAAGACGUAAUCUUGUGUUUUAGAGUUUUACAAAGAAAUAGAUUUAAAAAUAUUGUUGAUUAA
This is a messenger RNA of Cetraspora pellucida, 651 nucleotides long. Lineage: Eukaryota; Fungi; Glomeromycota; Glomeromycetes; Diversisporales; Gigasporaceae. The record is from the annotation of a GenBank genome assembly.